This is a messenger RNA of Teleopsis dalmanni, 1701 nucleotides long. RefSeq names its product heat shock 70 kDa protein 14. Gene Ontology annotation, biological process: protein folding. NCBI's taxonomy places the organism in Eukaryota, Metazoa, Arthropoda, Insecta, Diptera, Diopsidae. Gene Ontology annotation, cellular component: cytosol; nucleus. The transcript has a single exon. Gene Ontology annotation, molecular function: ATP-dependent protein folding chaperone; ATP binding. The record is from RefSeq and is a predicted model, not a curated record. Bases 138 to 1634 code for a protein of 498 amino acids.
ACAACACUGCAUGAAAUUGUCAUACGGUACUUAAAAGCAGAUAUGGCAAUUGAAUUAACACGCUGUUGAUGCAUUUAUUAGUUUAAAGUUUAGAGUAGUAUAAAAAGUAUAUUAUUUAUAAAUAAAAAUUUAUAACUAUGUGGCCAAGAUUUGGGGUAAAAGUUGGAAAUAGUACAUUAUGUAUUGCACAUGUCAAAGCCGAUGGCAAAGCAGAAGUAAUCGCAAAUAAACAAGGAGAUCGGGUGUCGCAGGCGUGUUUAUUGUGGGAUGGCGAGAAGGAAAUUGAAUGCGGUUUAACUGCCAAACAAAAAAUGGCUUCACGGCCCAAGCAGGGUGUAGCAAACAGUUUUCAAAUGCUCUUGCCCGAGGACAGUUUGAAAGAAAAACUCGAAACUUGCGCUAAAGAUAUACCAUGCGAGUAUGAUUCAACCAUCCACAAAUUCAUAUUGAGAAGCAAAAUACCAGGCGAGGACGAUGAGAAAGAAAAUACUAAACAAUUGAAUGUUUUUGAUAUACACAUGCAUUUGUUUAAAGCUGAACUUGAGUUAGCUAGACAGUUUCACUCUGAUAUUGAACAAAAACCAAUUGUGGUGCUAUCAAUUCCAAGUUAUUAUCCAGAUAAAGCACGUGAAUUAUUGGCACAGAGUGCGGAGGAUGCUGGAUUUCAUGUUGCACAAAUAAUUUCAGAACCAAGUGCAGCUUUAUUGGCUUAUAGUAUUGGUGAAACUGAUAUAUCUUCAGAAUCAAAAUAUAUAUUAGCUGUAAAAAGCGGUGGUCUUUUUAGCCAUAUUGCACUGUACCAAGUUCGUAACGGCUUUUAUACACAACUGGACUCUUACGGUCCUUUCCCAAUUGGUGGUAAACAAUUUUCGGAGGCUCUAGUACAGUUUAUAUGUGAAGAAUUUCAACGUAAAUACAAACUCGACCCACAUGAAAGUCGACGCUCUAUAGCAAAAAUACGUAAUGCAGCCAUGAAUUGUAAGCAUAUAUUAACAACACUGCCUUCUACUCAAAUAUAUAUUGAUUCUUUGAUGGAUGGUAUCGACUAUAGCUCGCAAAUGUCUCGUGCACGUUUUGAAAGCCUUAUUCAACCUGUUAUAAGCACUUUUAUGCAAACAUUAUCAGAAUGCGUUGAAAAAAGUAUUAAUGAACACAGCAAUAUAAAAAUCAACGCUAUCGUGCUACUGGGUGCGACAAUGCAGAUACCUAAGUUACAGUCCGCCAUUGCAGCACUAUUUCCAGAUGCUAUGCUUUACAAUACAUUAUCGACCGACGAAGUUGUGGCGUUAGGUUGUGCACGACAGGCGACUUUCUUGGUAGACGCCGACGAACAAGAAUUAGAUAUAACAGAAAAUAGCCAUUUCGCAGAAGAUCGAAUUACGAUUUGGCAUAACGAUGAGGCAGAUGCAAAAAUUUUAAUUGAAAAAGGAACCAUGCUCCCAAAUGCUACGAAAAUCGAUAUACAAGUUGGUAAAGAUAUUGAAAAUAUUACACUUAAAUGGCGCUUGGGAGAAAAUGAAGUUAAUGAAACUAGCGUUAUAAAACCCACAGAUGAGGGAUUGCUGCAGUUUGAAGCUGACACUUAUUACAAUGACGAAUCGAAAUCAUCAGUGAUUAUGCUAAAUUGUUUAUAACAUUUAUUUUAAUUAUUGUUUUAAUCUUGAAAAUUAAAAUAAACUUUAAAUAGCUAAACUAAUUAAC